CGGCAGGAAAAACAUCGAACUACUAGGAAAUCGGUAACAAUCGGAAAAAUUAACGUCUGGCACUGACAACACAGAAAAACUAAAUGCAAUGACGGACUUCUGCUUUGAUAUUAAGCCUCUGUUCCCAGAGGCGAUUAUAAAAGUGUCGUCGGACCUGCUGCCGCAGAACUUUUCCGGCAAGCGUUUUAUGUGCGCGGACGUUACUUUGAAGAUGGCGGAGAUAAUCGACCGUAUGGGCCAGCUGUCGGCCACAGCCCAGGACCUCAUCAACCCGGUGACGACGGCCCAGCGCCUGGAGAAGAGCGACAACCAAACCGUGUAUCUGAUGGCGGAUGGAAAGGAAGGAGCCAACGGAGUGGUCGUCGGGCUGCUGAAGGUCGGCACCAAGGAUCUCUAUUUGUACGACGAGACCGGCCAGGUGCACAAGGUGCAGCGGGCUCCGGCCGUCCUGGACUUUUAUGUGCACGAGUCCCGCCAGCGCUGUGGCCUGGGCAAGGAGCUCUUCGAGGCCAUGCUGGCGGAGGAGAAGUGGACCCCGUCGAAGCUAUCGGUUGACCGUCCGUCCCAGAAGCUGAUACUAUUCAUGGCCCGCCACUACGGCCUGGUGCGCACCAUUCCGCAGGCCAAUCACUUCGUCCUCUACGAGGGAUACUUUCAUGGUGUGUCACCCUCGAUGCCCCUCCUGCAGGCCACCAAGAGCGUCCCAGCCAUUCUGGCCGCCGGCUCUGAGAGUCAGCACACCAGUGCCAUGACGUUCCAUGUCGGGGAGGCUAACUACAGGAAACGCCGCCUCCAGGACCCGCAGCAGCAGAGCUGCUCAACCACGGACCUACUGUCGUCCCGCUGCAACAGCGACUGCAGCAUGGCCGAGAUUAUUCAGGGCUCUCGGGCCAGAGGCACCAAUGCCAGCCACGCUGCCGACGGACAGAUAAGCGGCACGAACGUACGCCACACAUAAAUCGCACACACCACAGUCCGCAUGGAUAUGUGCGACACACCAGAAGACGGCAGACAGCAGGCAGCAGGCAGCAGACGGCAGACAGCGCCUAAACAACUGAGCAUUAGCGUUUAUCAUUAGUUAUUACAUUAUUAAAUAUGUGUGCAUUUUGGUA
Messenger RNA from Drosophila persimilis, 1112 nucleotides. Its product is annotated as alpha-tubulin N-acetyltransferase 1. The transcript has 2 exons. Gene Ontology annotation, molecular function: tubulin N-acetyltransferase activity. Gene Ontology annotation, biological process: alpha-tubulin acetylation. The record is from RefSeq and is a predicted model, not a curated record. Bases 89 to 958 code for a protein of 289 amino acids. Gene Ontology annotation, cellular component: microtubule. Lineage: Eukaryota; Metazoa; Arthropoda; Insecta; Diptera; Drosophilidae.